Haliotis rufescens (red abalone) is the source of this 2277-nucleotide messenger RNA. Its product is annotated as transmembrane emp24 domain-containing protein 7-like. Gene Ontology annotation, cellular component: COPII-coated ER to Golgi transport vesicle; endoplasmic reticulum; Golgi apparatus. Gene Ontology annotation, biological process: endoplasmic reticulum to Golgi vesicle-mediated transport; intracellular protein transport; Golgi organization. The coding region runs from base 106 to 735 and encodes 209 amino acids. The transcript has 3 exons. The record is from RefSeq and is a predicted model, not a curated record. Lineage: Eukaryota; Metazoa; Mollusca; Gastropoda; Lepetellida; Haliotidae.
CUUCCGGCCACGUUGAGUGUCGCCAUUUUCAUCAACAGGCCGGGUUGUGGAUAGAGCGAAGAAGAUUCUGACGUGUUAAUAGAAGCUUAAAUUAUUUUCUGAAUCAUGGAAUAUCUCAAGACGAUAUCCGUUCUUGUUGCCGUCCUCAUCAAUGUCGUCCUAGGCACGGAGUUGACUUUUGAGCUCCCCGACAACGAACGACAGUGCUUUUUCGAAAAAAUCGACAAAGGCGUGAAAAGCACACUAGAAUUCCAGGUAAUCACAGGUGGUCAGUAUGACGUGGACAUGGAGCUAACGGCCCCCAACGGUCAGAUUCUCUACAAGGAUGUGAAGAAACAGUAUGACAGCUUCACCUGGACCCCUGACCUUGGUGGCAUCUACAAGUUCUGCUUCAGUAACGAAUUCUCUACCUUCUCGCACAAAGUUGUAUACUUUGACCUCGAGGUCGGGGAUGAGAAGCCCAUUGUUGAGGACUCGAAUGCUCAUGCUACUGCCAUGACUUUGAUGGAAACUUCGGCCGUAAAUAUCCACGAAGACUUGAAAACGAUUGAUGAUUAUCAAACACAUUUCCGUCUGCGAGAGUCUCAGGGCCGUGCUUUCGCCGAGGACCUCAAUGAAAGGGUCAUGUUUUGGUCGAUCGGAGAGUCGGUUGUUGUUGUUAUUAUCGGAAUCGGACAAAUCCUUGUUCUCCGGAGUUUCUUUACAGACAAACACAGGGGGACGACGGCCACAUAAUGUUGUAUGGAUGCUAGGAUGUUCACACAUUUUCAUCGCUCAUCUUUUGCAAUCUGAUUGAAAUAUACGACGGUGGUGUUGCCAUGGUUACCUUAAGACUUUCGGAUCGUCUUACAUUGGACUUUUAAGAAUGAUGUUCCUGCUGCUAUUUAUUAUACAUAUAUGCACUAUUUUACAAAAUACAAAUGUUCCAACCGUUAAAGAUUAAACACGUUUUCUUGCAGCAGCUUGAAGGAUAAGUUUGGAUCUUUGUCAUAUGAAGAUUUCAAAGUGUUUUAUUUAAUUGAAAACAUUUGUUACUUUUUGUAUGGGUUCUGUAGCACUGCUAAUGUUACUACAUGUAUUUAAAACCUUUCUAAGGGUACUGACUUAUCUAGGCUGGAGUGACCUGAUGAUGGUAGUGAACACAACUUGCAGUGCAGAGUUGUGUCCCUUUGUUGUCGGGAAACAUUCAGAUCCCUUUUUUCAGUCUGGAUCUGAUCUUUGGUCAGUCAGCUGUUAUCUGUUGUCAUGUGUUUCACACACAUGCAUAUGGACGCAUGCCCGGGCAUGCAUGCAUGCACACACACACACAUGCAUAUGGACGAAUACCUGCAUACACAUGCAUAUGCGUGCACGCACACAUACACACUCACAUGUGGGAUGGGUAUUGCAGGUUUAAAGUUUAUCUCAAUAUUUUGUAAUGCACAAGGCCGUAUUGUGAUAGGUAUCACGAUAUAUUGUAUGAUUCUAAAUUUUGAAUUCAGAAGCAAUCUGAUACAAUAACGUAUGAAUUGAAGUUCAUAAAUGGAACAACACAAGAUGCUGGUACAACAUAAUGUUUACUCAGUCAAUAAAUACGCAGCCAUCUUGGAUGCAUGCUGCCGGGCAGCGUAGGCAUUUGGCGAGUAUAUAACAUUAAAAACAUGAUAAAAAUACCAAUUUGAAAUCACCCCAUAUACUGAGCAUUAAAAAUGAUAGGUAUCGUGGGAAGAAGGAACCUCAAUUUACCGCUAUACACACACACACACACACACAAAUAUAACCCCAAAAUUCCACCACCACAUGCACCCGCACAACACACACAUUGGAGGUGUGAUCUAGUGGGUAGUAUAUAUACGAAUGGUGUAUUAUGGGUGAGCCGACAGUUUGUAUGUUUGUUGUGUAUUUUGGUCAGAUUGUUUCAUUCACUCUGUGACAACUCAUUAUUGUGAUGGAGGCAACUACUGUUAGUGCAGAUUUUGGUCAGAGACUAAAUGACGUAUAACCACCUUCCCAUCGUCACUCAUGAUAUCUCUAUAUAAAUGACAGUAUUGCAAAUGAAGAAUAAAAACACAAAGGUUAAUAAUUAGGUGAUACCGUAUUCGAUGUAAUAAGCGCCCUGCUCUAAUAAGCGCCCACAGCGAUAUUUGCUAAUAUAUAGGCUAGUAACCAAUUCAAAUUGGCACCCCUUCCGAUUGAUCAAUGUACACAAGACUUACUAUUUGUGUAUAAUACGCACUCAUGUGUUAUAUGCACCCUACAUUAUGGGCAAUUAAAUUCUGGAAAAAUAUAUCUGUCGUG